This is a messenger RNA of Cydia pomonella (codling moth), 3658 nucleotides long. It is a transcript of the gene Past1, whose product is annotated as EH domain-containing protein 1. Gene Ontology annotation, cellular component: plasma membrane; cytoplasm. The transcript has 3 exons. Gene Ontology annotation, biological process: endocytosis; endosomal transport. The record is from RefSeq and is a predicted model, not a curated record. Gene Ontology annotation, molecular function: GTP binding; calcium ion binding; protein binding. Bases 120 to 1718 code for a protein of 532 amino acids. Lineage: Eukaryota; Metazoa; Arthropoda; Insecta; Lepidoptera; Tortricidae.
UCGUUUCAUUUUAGUGCAAGAGGAUGAUCGUGGUGGUCUCUUUGGAGUAUCGCCGUAAAAUAGUGCAGUGAGUGAAUUGUGAUUAAGUGUUUCACCUCAGCUGAACUGAAAGUUCCACCAUGUUUAGCUGGUUAAAGAAGGAAGGUGAAAAAACGGAGAGCAUCGACAAUGUUGUCGAGGGACUCAAAAAAAUCUACAAACAGAAGUUGCUGCCACUUGAGCAGCAUUACCAGUUCCAUGACUUUCACUCGCCACAACUAGAGGAGCCCGACUUCGAUGCAAAGCCCAUGAUACUGCUAGUGGGACAAUACUCGACCGGCAAGACGACAUUCAUAAAGUACCUGCUGGAGCGAGAGUUCCCUGGCAUUCGCAUUGGGCCCGAGCCCACCACAGACCGCUUCAUCGCCGUCAUGUACGAUGAGAAAGAAGGCGUGAUCCCCGGCAAUGCGCUCGUCGUCGACCCGAAGAAACAGUUCCGACCCCUCAGCAAGUUCGGAAACGCCUUCCUUAACCGCUUCCAGUGUUCGACGGUAGCGUCACCGGUGUUGCGCGGCAUCUCCAUUGUGGAUACUCCUGGUAUCCUGUCAGGCGAGAAACAGCGUGUGGACCGAGGAUACGAUUUCACUGGCGUGUUGGAGUGGUUUGCAGAACGUGUAGAUCGCAUCAUCCUCUUGUUUGACGCACAUAAACUGGACAUCUCUGAUGAGUUCCGGCGCAGCAUAGAAGCGCUGCGCGGUCACGACGAUAAAAUUCGCAUUGUGUUGAACAAAGCCGAUAUGAUUGACCACCAGCAGCUAAUGCGCGUGUACGGCGCGCUCAUGUGGUCUCUUGGGAAGGUGCUACAAACGCCAGAGGUGGCGCGAGUCUACAUCGGCUCCUUCUGGGACCAGCCUCUGCGCUAUGACGUUAACCGCCGCCUCUUCGAAGACGAGGAACAGGACCUCUUUAGAGACAUGCAAUCCCUCCCCAGAAAUGCUGCAUUACGAAAACUUAAUGAUUUAAUCAAAAGGGCGCGCCUCGCGAAAGUGCAUGCAUACAUAGUCAGUGAGCUAAGGAAAGAAAUGCCUUCAAUGUUUGGUAAAGAUGGCAAAAAGAAGGAACUCAUCAAAAAUUUGGGACAAGUGUAUGACAGGAUCCAGCGUGAGCAGCAAAUCUCACCGGGCGACUUCCCAGAUAUUAAGAAGAUGCAGGAGACUCUAGCCAAUCAUGACUUCACAAAGUUCCACCCUCUCAAGCCCAAGCUACUUGAAGUUGUUGAUCAUAUGCUGGCCACUGACAUUGCCCGCCUUAUGGAUAUGAUUCCACAAGAAGAUAUCAAUGUGGUCUCCGAGCCACUCAUCAAAGGCGGCGCGUUUGAGGGCGUAGAAGAUCAGGUGUCACCGUUCGGCUACGGACGCGGGGAGGGUGUUGACGCAGGCCACGGCGACCCCGAAUGGAUCUGCAGCCGCGAGAAGCCACGCUACGAUGAAAUCUUCCGAGGACUCAACCCCAUUGACGGCAAAGUCACGGGUGCUGCGGCCAAGACGGAGAUGGUGAAGUCAAAGCUGCCCAACUCGGUGCUGGGCAAGAUAUGGAAGCUGGCCGACAUCGACAAGGACGGGUUCCUCGACGACGAGGAGUUCGCCCUCGCCAUGCACCUCAUCCAGGUGAAGAUCGAUGGACACGACCUGCCCGCGGACCUGCCGCCUCAUCUCGUGCCGCCCUCCAAGCGGAACUGAGACGUAAAAGGAUUGGUAAGGUUACGGUCCAUCAGCAGCGACGAAGGCGAAUAUAUCUACCCAUUUAUCCUGUAGAAUUCCCUGAGCCUCCUGACAGAUAUUCAACAGUCCUAUGAGAGUUCUAGAAAGUAUUUAAAAAAAGUAUAGAAAUUAGCACGUACUGCAAAAAUAGAUGAAUUUCUAAUAUUUUACAUUGCCUUCGUCUUUGUCGUUUGGAACCUUGUGAUUAAUCGAAUUAAUCCGAUGAUGCAAUCUAAACCGACCCUUGGCGGAAAGAGGUUAGAUACAUGUAUCCUAAAGUAAUUUAAGAUUAAAGGAAUGUUCAUUAUCUAAGCUUUAUAAUUUUAUAUUCUUCCGCUAACGGGUGCUCCGGUUAACUGCGUCAAUGGGUCCAUUCGAUUUCCAUGCAGAGGUUUUCGUGCAUAAUAAUAAAACCUAUUUAUACACCGCGAAUGAUUGUUUAUCUGCGAAUUGUUGUAAAAACAAAUUAUAUUUUAUGUUCGUUGAAAAUACGUAUGAUAAAAUAUAGUUAUGUUUAGUUAUUGUGUGAUCGUUGCUGUGAGGGACUCGUUUAUACACGGCGGCCGCGCACAGACCGCGUCGCGCACACACCUCCCACUCGCUUGUGUGGCUGUCUGCAGCUUUCCUUACCCUUGUUCUGUGGCAGAGAGCGGCGUGCCUCUUCCACCUGUGUGUACUCUAAUACAAACUGCAUUAAGCAUAUCGUAUGAGUCUAAUGAGAUGAAUGAUUUUUAAAUUAUAUCAGGACGUGGCAAUUAUUUAAUGGCAAUAUCUACAUUAUUUAUAUACAUUUUAGUAAGAUUUUGUUUUCAUGAGAGACUAUUUCAUAUUUAAAUCUUAAACGUUGCUCCCGAUGUUUAACUUAACUACUUAAUUUAUUUGGCAAGGUGAAGUUGGUGCUCUAAAAGUUACGUUUAGUUACAUCCUCAUCGGUAUUAGUUCAUAAUAUUAUAUUCAUCAUUCACCUGUUUUUUUUUGUCCUCACUAUAUUUAUAGGUAAGUAAUUUAUUAAUUGAAACAGUAACAGUUCUAAGGUGGUUCCUAUUAGUUGAUUCUGGAUCAGACAGAAACAAAAUAAAAUAAAAAUAUUAUUUCAGUCAUUUUCAUAUAUUUUUUGAUUUAAACAUUCUAAGGUAACUACUGUUAUACACGUCGAUUCUCUAAAGCUGGAGUGACCUGAAAAAUGACAGAUAAAGUAUAUGUAUGUAGUUCGGCAUGCUGUGCGGAGGCAUAGGCCUCCUCCAACUGUCUCCAUUAGGCCUAUAUGCAGCAACCCUCAUCCAGAGGCCCUUGCCUUACGGCACAGCGAAGUGAGAGAUAAUUAUAGUUAUAAAAUGUUAAUUUGAAAGUUAUAUGUUUCGAAUUAAUAGCUUUAUUAUUAUUAUGUGUAUGUAAGCUCUUCGGAUAAGACAGACAAAAAUGGUAUUAGAUAUCAUUACUUGCUGAAUUCACCUCAGCUUAAGUCAAUCGAUCGGUAUCGGUAUGAAACAUACACUUUGUAUAACAGUCACUCAACCUAAAACUAUUGCAUUUAUAUGAAACCUUCAGAUUGUUCAGUGCCUUUGCUACAAUAAGAAGAGAGCGGUCGACGAGACCGCUCGCUCGCCCGGUCUCGGCAGUAGCUUUUAUAUUUAUUAUAUCUACUCUGUUCAAGCAGAUGAAGCCCGCCGCGCGGGAACUCUAUGUAAAUAGGUACAGAUUUUUAUAUGCGUUAGAUAUUUGGAAUGCAUUUUGUGCGUCGUUCCGUGUGAUCACACGGUUUCGAGAUUAAUUUCGGAAAAAGUUUGCUACCACUGGACGGGGCACGCAAUGAACGUUUUUACAUUUGCUAUUGUGUGUACAUAAUUAUAUGUAAAUUUAUUAAAAAUAUCGUAAAUUAUACAUAGAGUGUAAUAAAUAGAUAAGAAUUCAAUGGUUAA